This is a messenger RNA of Hibiscus syriacus, 2240 nucleotides long. Its product is annotated as acetolactate synthase 2, chloroplastic-like. Gene Ontology annotation, biological process: L-valine biosynthetic process. NCBI's taxonomy places the organism in Eukaryota, Viridiplantae, Streptophyta, Magnoliopsida, Malvales, Malvaceae. Gene Ontology annotation, cellular component: acetolactate synthase complex. Gene Ontology annotation, molecular function: magnesium ion binding; flavin adenine dinucleotide binding; acetolactate synthase activity. The record is from RefSeq and is a predicted model, not a curated record.
AGCUUCUCAUCAACAAUGGCGGCUGCCACCGCGAACACCGGUUUCGCUAAUUCCCCGUCAAUUUCCUCCUUCAAAUCUUCAAUAUCCGUUUCCAAAUCCACUCCCUUCUCCACAACCCAUUACCGUUACCUCGACGUUUCCUUCUCCCUUUCUCAUGCAAACUCAAAUCCUAGAUACGCCGCCACCACCGCCGCCGUUCCCCAAACAACUGCUCCUUCCCAUGAUUUCAUUUCCCGUUAUGCGGAUGAUGAGCCCCGGAAAGGCGCCGAUAUCCUCGUGGAAGCCCUGGAACGUGAAGGGGUUAAGGACGUGUUCGCCUACCCGGGUGGAGCUUCAAUGGAGGUCCACCAGGCUUUAACCCGAUCCAAAAUAAUUCGAAAUGUCCUUCCACGACAUGAACAAGGCGGGGUCUUUGCCGCUGAGGGUUACGCGCGCUCCUCUGGCAUUCCCGGUGUUUGCAUUGCGACGUCUGGCCCUGGGGCAACCAACUUGGUGAGUGGUCUCGCUGAUGCAAUGCUCGAUAGCAUUCCGCUCGUGGCAAUCACUGGUCAAGUCCCUCGUAGGAUGAUCGGCACCGAUGCUUUCCAAGAAACUCCUAUCGUCGAGGUAACAAGGUCUAUUACGAAGCACAAUUAUCUUGUUCUUGAUGUGGAUGAUAUUCCUAGGAUUGUUAGUGAGGCCUUCUUUUUAGCUACCUCGGGCAGGCCUGGACCUGUUCUGGUUGAUGUACCUAAGGAUAUACAACAGCAACUUGCCGUUCCUAAAUGGAACCAGCCUCUUAGGUUGCCUGGUUAUUUGUCUAGGUUGCCUAAGGGUCCCAAUGAGUCUCAUUUGGAACAGAUUGUGAGGCUGGUUUCCGAGUCUAAGAAGCCAGUUUUAUAUGUUGGUGGUGGGUGCUUGAACUCUAGUGAGGAGUUGAAGAGGUUUGUUGAGCUUACAGGGAUACCUGUUGCAAGUACUUUGAUGGGUCUUGGGGUGUUUCCGAUUUCAGAUGAGUUGUCUUUACAAAUGCUUGGGAUGCAUGGAACUGUGUAUGCAAAUUAUGCUGUGGAUAAGAGUGAUUUGCUGCUAGCUUUUGGAGUGAGAUUUGAUGAUAGGGUGACUGGAAAACUCGAGGCUUUUGCUAGCCGGGCCAAGAUUGUGCAUAUCGACAUUGAUUCUGCUGAAAUUGGGAAGAAUAAGCAGCCUCAUGUGUCGGUGUGUUCUGAUGUGAAAUUGGCAUUGCAGGGGAUUAAUAAGAUUUUGGAGACCCGGGGAGCAAAUCUGAAUCUUGAUUUUUCGGAUUGGAGACAUGAGUUAAGCGAGCAGAAGUUGAAAUUUCCAUUGAGUUACAAGACCUUUGGUGAAGCUAUUCCACCUCAAUAUGCCAUUCAGGUUCUUGAUGAAUUAACCGGUGGGGAUGCGAUUAUAAGUACUGGCGUCGGUCAGCAUCAAAUGUGGGCUGCUCAGUUUUACAAGUACAGGAAGCCCCGUCAAUGGUUAACAUCAGGAGGAUUGGGGGCUAUGGGGUUUGGAUUGCCUGCUGCAAUUGGAGCUGCCGUUGCAAACCCUGGUGCAGUUGUUGUAGACAUCGAUGGUGAUGGAAGUUUUAUCAUGAAUGUGCAAGAGUUGGCAACUAUCCGUGUGGAUAACCUUCCAAUUAAGAUAUUAUUGUUGAAUAAUCAGCAUCUGGGCAUGGUUGUUCAAUGGGAGGACCGAUUUUACAAGGCAAACAGGGCUCAUACAUACUUGGGUGAUCCCUCGAAUGAGUCUGAAAUAUUCCCUAAUAUGUUGAAAUUUGCCGAAGCAUGCGGAAUCCCAGCUGCCCGAGUGACGAAGAAAGAAGAUCUCAAAUCAGCAAUUCAGAAAAUGUUGGACACUCCGGGACCUUACUUGUUGGAUGUGAUUGUCCCACAUCAAGAACAUGUCCUGCCUAUGAUCCCCAGUGGAGGCGCUUUCAAAGAUGUGAUCACCGAGGGUGAUGGAAGAACACAGCAUUAAUUUCAACAAGCAUCGAUAUGUUUUGUUCGAGUAAUGCAUGUAGUGUAUGAGAGCUUUAGUUCCUAAAUGCUGACACAGUUUUCUGGAACACAAACUGUUUCAUUUCCAUAAGAAUGACGUGAAAGAAAAUUGCCUGGGUCUCCAUAAGUAGUUUUCCUGUGCUUUAAAGAACUAUCAAGCAGGUUUUUGUAUGGGUUUAUGCAAGUGUUGUAUGUGUUUUAGUCGAACAAUGUUCUGUAAUGGAAGAAUCUGAACUUCUG